This is a messenger RNA of Malus domestica (apple), 2614 nucleotides long. RefSeq names its product protein tesmin/TSO1-like CXC 5. The record is from RefSeq and is a predicted model, not a curated record. NCBI's taxonomy places the organism in Eukaryota, Viridiplantae, Streptophyta, Magnoliopsida, Rosales, Rosaceae. Gene Ontology annotation, cellular component: nucleus. Gene Ontology annotation, biological process: regulation of DNA-templated transcription.
UCAGCCAUUGCUCUCAUCCAGCCCUCCAUUAUUUAGGAUAUUCAAUUUCAAAAAACAUCGAGAGGGAGUGAAAGUGAAAAAGACCAAAGUUCGAGAGCUGCUCUAUCUUCCCCAAUUCUUCCGAUUCUAUUCAAUCUCUGCAAAUCUCUGAUCCGGUUCGAGAUUUUCAGCAGCUAAAAUUCGAGCUCCUUCAGAAAUUUCAAGCCUUUUUAUUCAAAAUUUUAUGGCUGCUUUUUCGGUAGUGGAAAUAUCCGCCUAAUCGCCGCCGUCGGUCCGCGACGGUCUCCGGUGACGAUUGAGCUCCGAAACGACACCGUUUCUACGUUACCGAUGGCGUGCGCGGUGGAAUUAUUUCUCGAAGGGUUUUGAGCAUUUGUGUUUUGGAAAUUAAAUGCGAAUUUGGGAGGCUAAUUGUGCAUGUUGGCAUUUGAAUUUAUUGGAGAUUAAUGGAGCAGAGCGAAACGGUCUCCGAAGUCGCGCCCAAGAAAUUGGCGAGGCAAUUGGAUUUCACGACGCUGUGUCGAUCGUCAGCGAGUGCGGCGGUGCCGGACGUACAGCUACAGCUUCAGACACCGUCAGUGGCGCAGCAGCAGCCACAAAUCUCACCGGCAAAACCACAGUUGCAUUUGCAUUUACAGUCGCCGCAGCCGGCGGCGGUCCAUUCCCAGAAGCAAUUAACGCCGCCGCCGGCGAUUCCGCAGUUUCAGGCUCGGCCGAGUCCCGCGCCGCCCGCAAACGUUCGGAUUCCGCACCCGGUGCACAAGCUUUCGCAAGUGAGCAAACAAGAAUCUCCUUUAUCACGCCAACGUGGCGAUGGAAAAGAUUGUACUCCAAAGAAGCAGAAGCAGUGCAACUGUAAAAACUCUCGGUGCCUGAAGUUGUACUGUGAGUGCUUUACAGCUGGAAUUUAUUGUGAAGGUUGCAACUGCUCGAAUUGUCACAAUAAUGUGGACAAUGAAGCUGCUAGGCAGGACGCACGUGGAGCAAUUUUAGAGCGUAAUCCAAAUGCCUUCCAACCAAAGAUUGCUAGCAGCCCACAAGAAUCUCGUGAUGGUAGGGAAGAUGCUGGGGAAAUUCAAGCAGCUGGAAGGCACAACAAAGGAUGCCACUGUAAGAAAUCAGGCUGCCUCAAGAAGUAUUGUGAGUGCUUCCAAGCCAAUAUUCUAUGCUCUGAAAAUUGUAAAUGCAUGGACUGCAAGAACUUUGAAGGAAGCGAAGAGAGAAGAGCUCUCUAUCAUGAAGGCCAGAAUACUGUGGCCUACAUGCAACAGGCCAAUGCAGCCAUUAGUGGGGCCAUUGGAACCUCUGGUUACGGGACCCCUCUUGUGUCCAGAAAAAGAAAAGGCUAUGAACUUUAUUUUACCACUGGAAAUCAAUCCACUCAUCCGAUUGCACAAUCUCAACAGGAAAAUCAUCUAAGACCUCCUAUGACCUCUUCUUCUCAGUUGUCUGUUCCUAUCUUUCACGCUGCUAAUGCAGCAGUAUCAAGACCUUCAAAAACAACUAUAUACAGAUCUCCAUUGAUGGACAUCAUCCAACCAAAAAACGUAAAGGAUCUGUGCUCACGUUUGGUUGUAGUUGCAGGGGCAGCUGCAAGGGCACUUGCAGGAAAUAGGCAAAGAGAGACAAUUCAUAAGACUAAUGCCACUUCAUCCACUCAAGAGGGGAAUAAACAUAAAACGGAACAUGAUAAGCAGCAUGAUGACCAUGACCUUAUAGGAGUGAAUCAAGCAGAUAGAGACGCGAGUAGAUUUUCUGGAUCGAAUGGAGGUGAUGUGCAAGAUAGUAGGCCAAUGUCACCUGGAACUCUUGCCCUGAUGUGUGAUGAACAAGAUAAGAUGUUUAUGGAAGCUGGAUUGCCAAAUGGUGCUCGAACCGAUAAUCCAAGCAUGCCUCAGAAGUUAACUCAGGAUAUAGGUUUCACAGAGGUUUACGUGGAACAGGAAAGGCUUGUUCUGACAGGGUUCAGAGAUUGCCUUAACCAUCUUAUUACGCGGGGGAGCAUAAAAGAAACAAUGUGUUCUCCCCAAGCCAAAAGGGAGAGGGUAAGCCAGAAAGAAUCCGUACAGGUUGGAACAGCAAAACCUACCACUGAACCCAGGUACCAGAAAGAGGCCUACAGCAACGACAUUGUGAAAUCUCCUCUUUCAUCAGCAAACGGUAAAAUUCUUCAGCCGGUAACAACAGUCACUUCUGUUGACAAUGAUCUCACUCUAAAGGGUUGGAAGCCUGGUAAUCUGGUAGAGGAGCUAGAAAAAGCCAAUCCCAUGAAAGCACUGUUCCCAGAAGCCAUUCCAUGCCACAGUACGAUUACCGUAUUGGUGGAGCUUCCUUGCAUCUUCCUUAAACUGGAUUGUCGUUCUGAUUGUUUUGUUUGUUUGAAUGUUGCUUCCUACCACUUUCAGUUUUUUUGUUUAUUUUUCGUUCAAACAGAAUGUUCAUCACCAUAAGGAGACGAGCACAUGAACCCAAUUCACUCAAUCGAAUACCAAAAAUUUCUGUUUGGUUGCUGGGAAUUUUGAGAAAAUGAUGUAAAUGCCAAAAUAGUUUCCAAAUUACUAAUUCUUAAAGAACUUGUUGCUCAAGUAAUUCAGAGCAUGUACUCUUGUCAUCA